AUAGAGAGAGAAAGCGACAGGGAAAGAGAGAGAGAGAGAGAGAGAGAGAGAGAGAGAGAGUUUCUCUUCGACCUACAGCCAAAUCUUUGGCAACACUGUAAGUUUUUAAGAAAAAAGAAAAAUUAUAAAUAAAGCUGAGAGUCUGAGAGAGUGAUUGAAAAGAGAGAAGAGAAAAAAAAAAAAAAAUUUAGUCGAAAAACGAAGUAGAUUCCUCAGCAUUUGUGAAUCCUGAUCUCUCAAUUCAAACAGAGCCAUCCACCAGCCUUUAAAAAGUUCUGGUUUGGUCCGCUUUCAAGUUCACUAUUUAAAUUCUCCUUCUUUCAUCGAAGCGUUUGCGAGUUUGAAUUGAACGUUAAUAAUAAUCAGUUUUGUUCGGAUCAAAGGUUAUGAUUUUACGUAUAAAGAAUUCUUCUUUUGGGCUGAAUUGUUCGUAGAAAGAUUUUACCGUGAGUAAGUGAAGGAGAUUUUCUCUGAGAAAAUUCAAGACGGUGCUUCUUCAAGAAUCUGAAGUCAAUUGCUUAUCGGAGAAUUCAGUUUUAGCCAGCCGUGAAGGUGAAUGCGCCUCCGAACUCAGGCGGAGGCGCGAAUUUUCUCGUUAGAAUCUAAAUUUUGUAUGCAAAUCGGAUCUGAGAACCAACGGUUGAAUUUUCCAACAAUUCAACACCUGAACAGUGAAUUAAUUAAAGAAUUCACCGAAUCUCCACGGAAUUUUGAAAAAAAAAUUCAGCUGGAGAUGGAGCUUCCUCAAUCCCGUCCCUUUGGAACUGAAGGAAGGAAACCAACACACGACUUUCUGUCACUGUACAGUACUCAUCCAACAGUCCAACAAGAUCCAAGACCGUCUUCUCAAGGUAGUUUCCUCAAAACUCAUGAUUUUCUACAAGUAGGAAAGGAAGAAAGCACGGUUGAAAUAUCAUCGAGUGUUGAAAAGCCACCACCUCCGGCGCCGCCUCCGACUUCUGUGGAACAUAUUCUCCCCGGUGGGAUUGGGACUUACAGUAUAAGCCACAUUUCGUAUUUCAAUCAGAAAGUUCCAAAGCCAGAAGGAUCGAUAUUCACGGUAGCUCGGGCGAGUAGUAGCGAGAGAAACGAUGAGAAUUCUAACUGCAGUUCUUACACUGGAAGUGGUUUCACUUUGUGGGAAGAAUCUGCAGUCAAGAAGGGAAAGACAGGGAAGGAGAAUGCGGGAGAUCAGAGAGCCAAUGGAAGAGAAGCGGCAGUGAAAGUGGGGCAGUGGCCGUCACAAUCGUCUUCUAACAACAAUCACCAUCGCAACAGCUUCAGCUCUCUCUCUUCCUCUCAACAAUCGGGGCUGAAGAGCCAGAGCUUCCUAGAAAUAAUAAAGUCUGCAAAAGAUAGUACACAGGAUGAAGAUUUAGACGAUGAAGAAGAGUACUCUCUGAAGAUAGAGAACUCUUCUACUGUCCUUAAAGGGGAAUUGAAGGUAAAAGUUGAUGGGAAGAACACUGAUCAGAAGCCCAACACGCCAAGAUCAAAACAUUCUGCAACAGAGCAACGAAGAAGGAGCAAAAUAAAUGACAGAUUUCAGAUGUUGAGGGAACUCAUUCCUCACAGUGACCAAAAGAGAGACAAGGCAUCAUUCUUGCUUGAGGUUAUCGAGUACAUUCAGUUCUUACAGGAAAAGGUACACAAGUACGAAGGUUCGUACCAAGGAUGGAACCAAGAAACAGCUAGAUUCAUGCCAUGGCAGAGAAACAAUCAGAAGCCUGUUGAAAGUUAUGUUGAUCACUCCCAAGGCGGGUCUGGUCCUGCAUUGGUGUUUGCUGCCAAGUUUGAUGAGAAAAAGAUACCGAUUUCUCCAGCAACUCCUGGAAAUGCACAGAACCAAGUAGAAUCUGACUUGAGUACUGCUGCUACUUUCAAGACAAUGGAUCAGCAGCCUGGAAUAACAAAUAAAGCAAUGCCCUUUCCUAUGGCGUCGCUUCAGCCAAACUACUUCACUCCGGUUAGGAGUGGCAGUUUGGCCGCUCAACUUCCACCUAGGUUGACAACUGAUGUAGAGCAGCACACAACAUCUCAGCCACAAGGGCAGCUAUGCAAUGCUAGAUCAUGUACAAGUGAUGGGGCUGUUGUCGGCAAUAAGCUGAAAGAACAAGAGCUGAGUAUUGAAAGUGGCACAAUAAACAUCUCAACCGUGUAUUCUCAAGGGUUGUUAAAUACCCUGACACAAGCACUGCAGAAUUCUGGAGUUGAUUUGUCGCAGGCCAGCAUUUCAGUGCAAAUCGAUAUCGGAAAGCGUGCAAAUAGUAGAGCCAUUGACCCAUCAUCCAUUAUUAAGGAAAAUAAGGUUGCCUCCAGCAAUCAAGGAACCACUCGUUGUAGAGGUGGAAACGGUGAGGAGUCGGAUCAAGCAAUAAAGAAGCAAAAAAACAGAUAAAAGGUAGGUUCAGAAAUUUCAUAGUAUUAAAAUUAUAGUUUAUUGUAAUUUAAUUAAUUCAUUUUCGGGGGGUCCUGGUUGAAAGGUAGAUGGAAUGUAUAUGUAGUGGGUUUGAUAUAAAUUGUUGGGAUGCACAGAAUUCCUAACAAAUAUUGGUAUCAUUUGUUGAAUCAUUAUACAUGGUUCCUUACUAUUAAUUGUUGAGAAGCUCUUUUUUUUUCAUUCAAGGCUUCCUCUAUUCAUUUGACAUGUAUCUAAACACGGUUUGGUUGAAAUAUGGAUUUUUUCAACCUUUUCCUUUUAUAAAUACUUGUUAUGGAGCAUAUGCCCAUGCAUUUUACCCCAACUGUUAUGUACU
Messenger RNA from Pistacia vera, 2756 nucleotides. Its product is annotated as transcription factor BIM1. The coding region runs from base 557 to 2398 and encodes 613 amino acids. The transcript has 12 exons. Gene Ontology annotation, molecular function: DNA-binding transcription factor activity; protein dimerization activity. Lineage: Eukaryota; Viridiplantae; Streptophyta; Magnoliopsida; Sapindales; Anacardiaceae. The record is from RefSeq and is a predicted model, not a curated record. Gene Ontology annotation, biological process: DNA-templated transcription.